Messenger RNA from Paramecium octaurelia, 519 nucleotides. The record is from the annotation of a GenBank genome assembly. NCBI's taxonomy places the organism in Eukaryota, Ciliophora, Oligohymenophorea, Peniculida, Parameciidae.
AAAUCAACUAAUAAAUGGCUGAAUAACUCACAGAAGAAUAAAUUGCUGAAUUCAAAGAAGCCUUCGCUCUCUUUGAUAAGGAUGGUGAUGGUACCAUUACAACUAAAGAAUUGGGAACAGUUAUGAGAUCUCUUGGAUAAAACCCAACUGAAGCUGAACUUCAAGAUAUGAUCAAUGAAGUUGAUGCUGAUGGUAACGGAACAAUCGAUUUCCCCGAAUUUUUAUCUUUGAUGGCUAGAAAAAUGAAAGAAUAAGAUUCUGAGGAAGAAUUAAUUGAAGCUUUCAAAGUCUUUGACAGAGAUGGAAACGGUCUCAUUUCAGCUGCUGAAUUGAGACAUGUUAUGACAAAUUUGGGAGAAAAAUUGACUGACGAUGAGGUUGAUGAAAUGAUCAGAGAAGCUGAUAUUGACGGUGAUGGACAUAUCAACUAUGAAGAAUUCGUCAGAAUGAUGGUUUCUAAAUGAUUAUUAUAUCAUAAUUAUUAAGAUAUUUAUCUAAAUGAACAACACUUAAAUAAAA